Molecule: messenger RNA, 5982 nt
Organism: Castor canadensis (American beaver)
Lineage: Eukaryota; Metazoa; Chordata; Mammalia; Rodentia; Castoridae
Source: RefSeq, a predicted model, not a curated record
CCUUCCUCCUGUUAUUAAAUAGGAGGUUGCAUUCCAGAAACAACAGUAUUCAGUCUAUACCUUGAUCAACAUUUGCAUAAGCUUGUUUUCAGUGCUGCCCUGCUCUACGAACAACGCGAAUGCCUGUCUAGGAAAGGAGACACAUUUCCUUUAUCCUCAAGACCUUUAAAUCUGAGCUAAGAAAUGGCAUUUCAAAAGGCAGUAAAAGGGACCGUUCUUGUUGGAGGAGGUGCCCUGGCCACUGUGUUAGGACUCUCUCAGUUUACUCAUUACAGAAGGAAGCAAGUGAACCUGGCCUAUGUGGAAGCAGCAGAAUGCUUUGCUGAGCCUGUUAACAGGGAGCCUCCUUCCAGAGAAGCUCAGCUACUGACUUUGCAAAACACGUCUGAAUUUGACAUCCUUGUUAUUGGAGGAGGAGCAACAGGCUGUGGCUGUGCCCUGGAUGCCGUCACCAGAGGACUAAAAACAGCCCUUGUAGAAAGAGAUGAUUUCUCAUCAGGGACCAGCAGCAGAAGCACUAAAUUGAUCCAUGGUGGUGUGAGAUAUCUUCAGAAGGCCAUCAUGAAGUUGGAUAUUGAGCAGUAUAGAAUGGUAAAAGAAGCCCUUCACGAGCGUGCCAACCUACUAGAAAUUGCUCCCCAUUUAUCAGCUCCUUUGCCUAUAAUGCUUCCGGUUUACAAGUGGUGGCAGUUACCUUACUACUGGGUAGGAAUCAAGCUAUAUGAUCUGGUUGCAGGAAGUAAUUGCCUGAAAAGCAGUUACGUCCUCAGCAAAUCAAGAGCCCUCGAGCAUUUCCCCAUGCUCCAGAAGGACAAACUGGUAGGAGCAAUUGUCUACUAUGAUGGACAACACAAUGAUGCACGGAUGAACCUUGCCAUUGCCCUCACUGCUGCCAGGUAUGGGGCUGCCACAGCCAAUUACAUGGAGGUAGUGAGCUUGCUCAAGAAGACAGACCCCCAAACAGGGAAAGAGUGUGUGAGUGGUGCACGGUGCAAGGAUGUCCUUACAGGGCAGGAAUUUGAUGUGAGAGCCAAAUGUGUUAUCAAUGCGACGGGACCUUUCACAGACUCUGUGCGCAAAAUGGAUGAUAAGGACGCCACGGCUAUCUGCCAGCCGAGUGCUGGGGUCCAUAUUGUCAUGCCCGGUUACUACAGCCCGGAGAGCAUGGGACUUCUUGAUCCAGCAACCAGUGAUGGGCGAGUUAUUUUCUUCUUACCCUGGCAAAAGAUGACAAUUGCUGGCACCACUGAUAGUCCAACGGAUAUCACACCACAUCCCAUUCCUUCAGAAGAAGAUAUCAACUUCAUUCUGAAUGAAGUGCGUAACUACCUGAGCUGUGAUGUUGAAGUGAGAAGAGGGGACGUCCUGGCAGCCUGGAGUGGUAUCCGCCCCCUUGUUACAGAUCCCAAGUCUGAAGAUACCCAGUCCAUCUCCCGAAACCAUGUUGUGGACAUCAGUGAGAGUGGCCUCGUCACAAUAGCAGGCGGGAAGUGGACAACGUACCGGUCCAUGGCAGAAGACACGGUGAAUGCUGCCAUCAAGGUUCACAAUUUGAAAGCAGGACCAAGUAAGACAGUUGGGCUUUACCUUCAAGGAGGCAAAGAUUGGAGUCCCACACUGUACAUCAGGCUGGUCCAGGAUUACGGACUCGAAAGUGAGGUGGCACAGCACCUGGCUGCCACGUAUGGUGACAAGGCUUUUGAGGUGGCCAAAAUGGCAAGUGUGACUGGAAAAAGGUGGCCUAUUGUUGGAGUACGUCUUGUGUCAGAAUUUCCAUAUAUUGAAGCAGAGGUGAAAUACGGGAUUAAGGAGUACGCCUGCACUGCGGUGGACAUGAUAUCCCGCCGCACCCGCCUAGCCUUCCUCAAUGUCCAGGCGGCGGAGGAAGCCCUGCCCAGGAUUGUUGAGUUGAUGGGCAGAGAGCUGAAUUGGAGUGAGGCUAAGAAACAGGAAGAACUUGAAACAGCCAGGAAGUUUCUAUAUUAUGAAAUGGGCUAUAAAUCUCGAUCAGAACAGUUGACAGAUCGCUCUGAAAUUAGCCUACUGCCUUCAGACAUUGACAGAUAUAAGAAGAGAUUUCAUAAGUUUGAUGCAGACCAAAAAGGCUUUAUUACAAUUGUUGAUGUUCAGCGUGUAUUAGAGAGUAUCAAUGUGCAAAUGGAUGAAAAUACACUACAUGAGAUUCUGAAUGAAGUAGAUUUGAACAAAAAUGGACAAGUGGAGCUCAAUGAAUUUUUGCAGCUAAUGAGUGCUAUUCAGAAAGGAAGAGUGUCUGGAAGCCGCCUUGCUAUACUCAUGAAAACUGCAGAAGAAAACCUUGAUCGAAGAGUUCCAAUUCCAGUGGACCGGAGUUGUGGAGGAUUAUCGAGAUAAUGACGACUAUAUCCUACCCGAUUCCAUUACAGUAGGGACGGGGCUUAAAAUGUCCCUGGCUUGGGCAGAUCUGUGUUGGUAAAAACAGGCCUCAUUUGUGCUCGCUUUGCUAUGAAUGAAGUUCCUUUAAGGACAAAGAAAAGUGCACUUCUCUUCAUUUGAGCAUAUCUGUGUUUGCUUAAAAUCUGCUAAUUCUAAAACACACCUCCUUCACCAAUCCCAGAGACUCGUUUUGGAAAUGAACUGAUUUCAAGCCAUUACUGUGAAUAAAGCUCCCAACAUUUUCAUAAAAGUUCUUAUUUAAACCUGUUCUUCUUUACUUGAUUGAAGCAAAGGGGAAGAAAUAGAGGAAUAAACCCCUUCAAAAUCCAUUAUGAGCACAAACCAGUGUUUUUUUUUUUCUUUUCAUACAAACUGAUGUUAGUUGCUUCUUUUGGAGUCUGGCAGUGGUGUGCAGGGAUUGCCUUAUAUCAUCAAAUGAUUUAUUCCAAGAGCCUAGAGGGGGAUUCAGGUGAAGGAACCCCAAGAGGUGGUUUAGCUCCCACCUCAGUCAUAACAAUAGAGAUAAUGCUGGAUUAUUUGUUAAGCCAAGGUUGUCUGCCUCAUGUCCAUCAUGCUUUCAAUCAGCUUAUACCAGGUGUAACUUUAGUAUUUCUAAUAUUAAAUGCAUGCUUCUUAUUCUGCCGUAGUCUCUGGCUUGAUUUUGUGUUCUCUGUUUCUAAAUAUAGCUUCCUCUUUUGUACAACAAAAAUUUCAUUCUGACUUUUACUAAAUUUUCUGUAAGGGUCAUCAUUGAUUUUAUUCCCCUCUUUUUAUGUAUUUGUAAAGAUUUUUGCAUAUAAGUGUAAUCACAUGUUGAAGUCAUGAUGCUGUACCUUGCACUGUUUUGCAUUAUGUUAACUUUUUUAGGGAAUAAAAAAAGCCCUACUUGUUUUCAAAGAAUAUCAGGAUAAGCCCAGCCCUGGAGUGGAUAUACACACUGCAUGUUUUCAUAUGUGGCACUUUUAUGUAUUGUGUUGGGUUAUUGUUCUAGAUUGGACUGUUAAAUACUAUGUUUGAGGCUGGGUUGUCAUUUUUAUAACUGUCUUGGUAUUUUAUCACUAUUAUUUAUUACUUUUGAUAUACAGUAUGAGCUGCAUGCAUUUAUAGAGCAAUAAGACGAUGUAUUUAAUGUGCCUUGUUUUUAACUGAAUGAGAACUGAAAGCAUGAAUCAAUAAAACUGAUUAAAAUGGUCCAUUUGCUGGCAUUUUGAUGUUACUUGUAGUCAGAUACCUUUGACUACUGUUGAAGUUUUAAAAAAGUUUAAAAUAUUUUUAGAAACUGUAUUUUUAAUGACAUAUCAAUUCUUUUAACUUGAAAUUUUGUGAUUUUAUCUCAAAAGUGAGAUUUCUGCAUAGACACAUGUAAUUUUAUGAGACAAACAGAAUUAUUUGUAUUAAUUUGUUAGUACAGCCUUUAGUGUAUCCCUUCUGUAUUUGUGCAAUCCUAUUCUAAAAUUACAUUUGUACUAUUACAAUUCAGUUGAAUUCUUUUUCCUUUCCUUUCUUUUUUUUUUUUGUCAACCGGAGCCUUUGAGCCUCUGCAUUCCCAGGCACACUGAUGAAUUUUAUCAUAACUAAAAUCGAUAGAAAUGAAUGGGAAAGAUUACAUAAUCCAUUUUGAUCAUCUUACAUGUCAAGUUAGUGCGGGGUUGCCAAGUGUUGAUAAAUGCUCUGACAGAAAAAAAUGCUAUAUAUUUUCAUUGUCAGUAAAUCAGUAAAACUGUUAUCAGUUUUAACAGUGGUCAGAUUUUAUAAUGCACAUGUUAUUUUCUAGGUUUUAAUUUACACAUAUACAUGAGUACAUGGAGUUCUCCACAUGUGGUUUAGAGGUGAUACCUCUUAGUUAUGUGUGCUCAGAGGCAUUUUUGAGCUUUUGAAAGUUCUUGAAAUUGUAUAGACUAUCCCAAAGUGAGGGCUCCCAGGCAGACUUGGAACAAUGAACUGUUCAAUGCCUGGGAAAAAAACAUAAUAAUUCAAAACAUUUUUCAUUGAUCCUGCUUAUCAAAUUUGAUAUCACUCUAAAAUUUGUCAAAAGAUUGCCCCCAGUUUUCAAAACAUUUAAGAGUUUGAUGGUCAUAAAAGGGGGAUACAUGAUACUAAUGUCAAUAUUUUGCAAUUUUGUCAACAGUGCACUAUCACUAGUGCCAGAUUCACCUGGUGGCAUUUGAAUUAUGAAGGCAAGAAGCAGCAGAAGUUUUAAAUUGAUUUGGUACACUCAUAAUGAGAGGAUUUCUGUAUAGGAGGCAGGAAUGAUGAGUCUUUUGUAUCCAUACUUUGUAUUUUAGGUUUCUGAUUAGCUUCCUAACUUGUGAAAUGCAAGCACAGAACGUAAUGCAUGUAAGCCUGGAUGACACCAGUGCAGGUCCUGUGCUAAGGGGUGUGGACCCUUUAGAAGAGUCAAUAAGUAUCCUUGUAUUUUGUUAACUACCUGGUCCAGAAUUUAAAAAACAGAAAGAAUCAUGUGACCUAAGCAGAAUUAUAAGCACUAUGUCUGUUCUCAUAUCUCAUGUCACAUGUUCAUAACUCCAGUGAGAACAUGAGCACUAUCUCUCUUCGCGUUGACAUUGGAUUGAAUCUCUCAGUAUUCUCUACCAUAGGUGUUUGCCCUGGGGUCACUCAAAUCUGGGGAGAUUGAGGCAUGUUUCCUGCAGCCAUACCUACAGACGUAGGUAGUGUGUUUUGUUUCAGUGAAAAGAGAGAAUUGAAUUGCAUGGAACCUGCCUUGGAUAUUAGAGCUGUGCACGUGGAACAGCUGGUUCCAUGAGUUUCUGAGCCAUUCAAGGCCAGUUUUGUAUCUUCAGCAGAGUAUCCCUGUACUCAUUCUCAAGGUAAAAUGGCUCCUGGAGAACCAUGCUCUCUUCUCUUUUUCACUGGCUGUUGCUAGCUUCCCUUCAUUGUGUCAAGGAGUCGAGAGGUGUAAAAAAAUGCAUAUACAUUUAAAUUUUUUUCUUUUGGCCCUGGUACUUAUAAAAGAAUAGGUCUGCCUAAGGAGAAUCUUAAAUUGGAGGGUGGUUUUUUUUCCAUACAGGAUUUAUUUGUUUGUUUUAUAAAAUUGGGUCUAAAUUUUUUAAGGAUUAAAUUGACUUUUAUUAGCAAUUCUAGAGUCAGACACAUCCUCUGAAUUCAACCUCCUCAUUAGCUUUUUUUUUUUUAAGUCUAAUGUAGGCACAUUUGACUUUUGCUUGUCUCAAUGAUCUAAAUGUAAUGAGCUCAAUCAACAUACCUCUAUUGUUUAACCUGACUUUAAUGCCCUCUUUUAAGUAAGGGCCUCCUUACUAGCUCCUUCCUCCAAAGGUUCCCAGUAAGUAGACACUACUACUUCUUGCCUUUUAUUUGUUGGUGGUUAGAUUUCUCACCAUUGCUUCAAUAUCAAGUUUUUUUGUUUGUUUUUCAUCUCCAUCAUUAAUUGACUUGCAAUUCAUUUUUAUGCAUAGAGUUUUUCCUAUCCAAGUUAAGAAGUUGUAAAUCUUAGAUACAUUGAAAUGACAGUGAGAAAUAUUUCAUUUUAUCUCAUGAAUCACUUGCCAUUCUUAUCGCAGAAAAAUGGCAAAAUUAUGGUGCACGUUU